AAUACUGUACAAAGAGGACUAUAAAGACUAUAAACAAGAGUAUAUAUAAACACAGUGCAGUGCAAAAACAGUAUAUGCAGGUGUCUCAACAACGAUAGAAGACCAGCAUUGUAUUUUGCAUCACUGGUGAUAAAUCAAGAAUAAUCAAGAUGUUUGAUGCAUUUAAUACCUUAAUGAUGAUCAGACAUACAAAUAGAUAUGUCGGUUAGUAUCUUUCAUGAUUGUUUAUUAUGUGCAGCAUAAUAGAGACCAGACUAUGACUAUGCUUCUACUGUACAUUUUUUUUUACUUAUAAACACAGAUAUUUCUGCAGAUUGCAGUUAAAUAUCCACUCCAGUUAAAUGCUUAAACAUCUGCUUUAUCACUUCAUAAACAUGCAAACAAUAGACCUUAUCUAUUUGGAAUAACAUUAUAUUUAUUAAGAGUAAUGACACUGUAUGUAAAUCAUGUUGCAAUACUAAAUAAUAUUUCAUCAUAUAUCAUCAUGUGGCAUACUGCAGUAACAUUUAGGCUACUAGUGUGAUUCUGUUUAGAUACCCAGCUAUUUAUAUAUAAGUUCCUUAUUUUUUUAUAGAAGUUUCUGUUUGUUCCAAGAAAACAUGUGAGUUAUUGGACAAUAUGUCCAAGAAUCAGCACUACAAGAGUUGUGUGUUUACUAAGAUAAAUCCUUAGUGGUCACCACUGAUGAUUUAAUGUCAGUUAAAAAGGUACAGUUAUUUCAACAAUCUGCUAACUCAUAUCCAGUUAUCUCCUUACUUUAAAGAUAAUAAUCAGCAUUUCUAACAUUAGAUCUCAAAGUUGUGAGAAGUUCUGAGAACUGAAUUUUAUACCUAAAAGUUGCACCUGCAAAGCACCAAGUUCUUUUAUUCCAUUCAAAAUGGUAUUGAAUAUUCAAUUCAUUGCAUUAUUGGCGUUAUUCUGGUCAAAGUUGUGGUGAGUUUGGGGCUUAGCCUAGAAAAGCUGGGCAUACGGUACAUAAGUGGCCACAACACCACAGGGCAUAGUAUGGUUUUGGGAUGUGGAAUGAAAUCUUUGCAUGAUUUUCUCCCAUUUGUCAUUACCCUUUCCAAACCCUGCUGGUUCAGUCUACAUCCAUACUUUAUCUUAAGCAGCCUUUGGAACUGCUGCUUAUGCCUGGCCACAUGGAACUUACUCUGAGAACAGAACAAUCUAAAAAUGUUCUUGCUGUGACAUGAUUAGAUUUCAAAUUCCCAAUUUCUUGACAACUGGUUAAGCGUUGUCCCCAUCCAAAUUAAUUUGGUCAUUUGAGAUAUAGUCAUUGUGCACCAGAAGUUUAUCCUUGAAGUCUGUCACCGACUGUGAGGUUUCAGUUCACUCUGGAUAGAAUGCCAGUCGAUUGCAAGACACCAUGUAUUUGGCAAUUUAGAGUCAUCAAUCCACCUAGCAUGUUUUGAGGAAAUAGGAAGAAAACAAGGGUUUUUUGGGGGUUCUUUGGAUAAAUGUUUAAGCAAGAGCAUAAUGGAGCCCAAUAGAGACCCCAGUGUGGAAGAUUUCUACACAGAAACUUUAUUUGUCAACCCAAUAUGUGCAAGAAUUUGAGGUGUGUUGUGAAUACUUGUACUUUCUAAUGGAAUAUCUGAUUUGAUGAAAUAAUACAUUUUUUCAGAUGAUUACGGUUAUAAUAAUUUAGUGUAAUAAUUACUUAGAGUUUACUGAAGUACCAUGUCUUUACAUAAGAGGAGAAAAUUGAUUAGAAUAAGUCUGAACGGUACAGAUUGGUAGUAAAUCUUAGAUUCAGUUUGGAAGAAAUCAGUUAGAGUAACAGUCAUUUCAGGUGGAUGAUUCAUUAACACCGUCAUUCUAAGAUAGCGUUCAAAUACUCAUAAAAGCAACAAAUAUUUUUUUCAUUUUUUGGCUGCAUGGUGGGUUAGUAGAAUGUAAGUAGGACAAGCAAUAUUUUUUCCAUCUUUAAAUAUACAUGUUGGAUGUACAUAGUAAAUCACAUCACUACAAAAAUUCCAAAUUUCACACUUAGCAAUUAGCAAGGUAGCUAGCAAAUCAACCAAAGUACAGGAUUGGCCUGCAGAAUGAGUCUUUUUAGCUUUAGAUAGGAAUCCUCAUAAAUGAUGUUUAGGAUAUGUAUCAAAUCAUAAAUGAUGUUUAGUAAUGAAUUAUUAUUAUUUGUUUUUCAUGUAGAUGCCAUCCCUUUGAAUCUCUCUCAUAUCUAACCUUGCUUUCAGUAAAUCAUUAGGGUCUUUGUGCAUUUUCUUAAUUAGUUAAUGUUAAGACAGCAAAAAAAACCUGAAUUUUCCAAAUAAGAAAAAAACAUACUGUUUUACUAAUACUUCAGAAGUUUUAGUCUAACUUGCAAAAGUUGCAUGAAAUGGACCAAGCACAUCGUUACAUAACCGUUCCAGUCAAAUUUCUAACGAACAAACCUACAUUUUAAAAUCUUCUGGGGAAAAAAAAGAUAGUUUCGGUGUUUAGGUUGAUAUAUCAGUUGUCCCUGUUUUAAGUUUUGUUUUUGUAAAAGAGCACAGUUCCACCAUCGCACCUGAAACCACAAGAGGCCGGUUCCCCUGUUGUGGCUCACUGACCUUUUUAGAAGCAGAAAAACAGGUGGGACCAGUGUGAAAAACAGAGCCCAAACACAUCCCUUAUCAGUCGCAUAUUUAGCUUUGCGAUGUAGAGACAUGGCUAAUGUAACUAGCGUACGAUGGAGAAUUAUGACCACAAAUUAACAUCAUGCAAAAUGCAUGUUCAGAUGAAUAAAUGCCAUCAUCAUAACCCAAUUUCAUACACUUCCUGCAUUACAAUUAUUGAAAAAAAGAGGUGAAUCUUGCUAAAAUUUUGUUUUCUAGCUGACAUUUUGCACAACUUUUUUCCAAAUCAGAUUUCCUUUAGAUAUUUAGUACAUUAAUACAGUUUUGUAGUAAAUGGAAAAUGUGUGAAAAAUUCUCCUUUGAUAUUUUUUUAUUUAAAAGGUAUGCAUGUAUAAUUAAUUUCUAUCGAACGUUUUUGAGUAGCUCAGUGGUUAAGGCUGUGGGUUACUGAUCAGAAGGUCAGGGGUUUAUGGCUGACCCUGAUCCCUGACCCCACCUUCCUAACAUCGCUGCGAUCUAUACGAAGAAAGAAUUUCAAUGUGCUGUAAAGUUCAGGUGUGACAAGCAUAAAUAAUCGAUCUUUUUUUCUUUCUUUUCUGAACUUGAAUUGAAUAAAUAUCUUAUUAUCCAAUUGCUUAAUCCUUCCGAGAUUUUAAGCUUGGGUCAUAGUGGAAUUCUUACCAAACAGUGUUGAUUUCUGUGCCAGGAUGUCCUUUUCGCAAUGGUUUACAGUGACUUUAAUCGUAAAAUUAUUUAAAUGAGAACUUACAGAGAUCUUACUAUUAUAUUAUUAUUAUUACUAAUAGUAGUAGUGGUUGUAGUAGUAGCAGUAGUAGUAGUAAUAUUAGAGAAUGCGUAUAUGUGUGAGUGCGAGAACACAUUCUCAGCUUGUGUUACUGCUGUGAUUUGUGAUGUGUUUUUGGUUUCCUGGUUUUGUUUCCAUUUUAACCCGUUCAGUCAUUUUGCUAUGGUGUUCAUAUGUACUAUGCUUAGAUGUUCAUGUACACAUGUUGUGUGCGGUUUUUUUUUGUGCUUGUGUAGUUCCAAAAAAAAGAUUUGUUUUGACAGUUCAUUCUUCUCUUGCUUUACUUGAAGUGAGCUUCACUGGAAUAAUAAUGUGGCUUAUUGAGUCACCCGUACAGAAUCGUGCAAAACGGAGAAAACAAUAGUGUUGGUGGUUCUCCAGAAAUGGAACUUAAAAAGCAAAGCGAAAGAGUCAUGUGAAACAAGCUUCGAGCUUAAAAUAUCUUUUUUAGUUCAGAGAUGGUUUCUAGUGAUGGGUGAGACACAAGUGAUUCAUCCAAUUGAUAUUGUUCUAUCUGAAGUGUCACUGAAAAUAACAGCAUAAUCGAAUGAAUUGUCGAUCACUCGAAACUAUAGACAGAGAAAAUUCAAAACUGUUGGUGAAACAAGAAGACAGAAACAUCUUCAUGAAUCAGUUCGUCUAGAUGUUUUAAUACUGACCAAAUUAUAUUAUCACUAUUACGGAAUGAGAUCAGAAACUUCUCUAAUCCAUGCUUGUACAGCUGUAGAUGUGGAUUAGGAAAGCACUGGACUGGAUUGCACUCUGUGGUCUGUUUAAGGUUGUAAGAAUAGUGUUUUUGCUCUCUCUCUCUCUCUCUCUCUCUCUCUCUCUCUCUUUUAGAAAAAGAAAGAGUAGGAGGCUAGUAAAUGGAAAAAAAAAUAGGUUGCGGUCAUGUAAAAAUGUAGCUGUGAUAAAACUGACACGUUGAAUACUCAGAAAUGGGAAGAACCAACUUUUUGGCAGUACACCACAAAGAGAGAUGUCUCUAGAUAGACACGCUAGUGAGAUAUCAGGUGCGAAAAUGAGAGAAGAGAGCAAGAGAAUCAAAGAUAGAGGAAGAGAAGCAAGAGCCAUGUAGAGGAAGAGAAAGAGAGACAUGCCUAGAUAGAAAGAAAAAGAGAAGGUUUUUGUGAAAUAUAGUGAAAGACGCUUAAUAGAAGGACAAAAUGAGAUCAAAAGGAAAAUAAAAGGGAAGGAAGAAAGACAAAGUAAGUAAGAGUGAAGUUAGGAAGUCCCUUGUAACUUCCUCUACAGCAGAGAGCGAUUCCGAUUACUACCAUGCUGCCUCACAGUGACACCAUGUGCGAUGACGGCAAGCCAGCAUAAAGACUUUGAAUCCAUCAAGACUGGAAAAAUCGUCCUUUAAAAUAGUCACUGAGAUAUGAGUAUCUUCAAAACAUUCAUCUAUUUCUGACAGGUGACUUAACUCCAGAAAACAGAAUGAAGAGGAAGAUGCUGAUUGGGAAGAUUCUGAUGUUGAUGAUGUCACUCAUAUCUUCAGGCAGUAACAAUCUGGAGUGCUACACUGACGGCAUGGAUGUCAUUACCUGUAUUUGGAAUACUUCGUCAGUAGAAGACAGAUUUCAGAUAAAACCAACCACCAACUGCUCCCUAAAAAGCAUAUACUCUGAAUACGUCAAAUAUCAAACUCCCCAAAGUAAGAUGGAGCCUCUCGGCAGCUCACAGCCUAAAUUGCGUAAAGGAACUGUCAAUUUUGAAAAAAAUUCUUUGCCUCGUGGUUCCCCAACCCUCGAACUAUUUGUGUACUGUGAAAACAUCACAGAACCAGUGGAAACGAUUCCUAACUUUUAUCCACCAAAUUCUGUUAGGGUGUAUCCUCCCAAGAGGCCACAUGUGGAAGGAGCAAAUGUCACCUGGCAGCCUGGCACUCCUCAAUCUAAAUUAGUCUUUAAUCUAAUGUACGAGGUGCAGUGGGGUUUGCUGGAAAACAGCUGGGAGGUAAACAAGGUGGCGUCGACAGAAUUUAAGUACUGUGAGUUACCAGAACAGGAUCUGAUCAAGGGGAGGAACUAUGUGGUCAGGGUCCGGUCUGUUUCAGUCCAGUCCGAUAAGAAUCCAUUAUUUUGGAGUGAGUGGAGUCCAGUCACUCAGUGGACAGCCACUGUGGGUAAACAACCUUCAACUGACCCAAUUUAUAUAAUGCCGGAAGUACUCACUAAUGUAACCAGCAUUGUUAUACUUGCAGCAGUUGCAGUCCUUUUAUUUUCUUUCUUCUACAUCCUAAAAUACAGGAGGAUUAUGAAAUGUCCAUAUGUACCUACCCCUGGGAAAUAUUUUACUGAUCUUUUCUCUGAGCAUGGAGGUGAUUUUAGGUCAUGGCUGGGUCCUAUUGUGAAUCCUGAGAUGUAUAUCAAGGCAGAAUCAGAGUGUGUUGCACCUGUGACACUCUACAAAGCCUGCAACUCUGAUAUAUUUUCUAAAAAGAUGGAAAAAGAUGUCAGCAUGACUGAUGGCAAUACCUCCAGUUUCUCCAACUCAACCUAUUUCCUGACCAAGAUCUCAAAAGGUGCCGUGGUUGAUCAGCUAGAACCAUGUUCGACAGACUGUCCCUAUGGCCCAACAGGAGGGGGCAGUGUGCAAGAGAAAAUUCUGCCACCCACUCAUGAUAAUUGCCCUGAUAGUGAAUUGAGCGAGGUCAGCAUGAGCUCUCCUUUGGAAACGUCAUCCUCCUACAAACAACUGCAAAAGCUGCGCCUGGACAUUCAAAGCCCCGACUCAGGGUUUGCUGGCAGUUCUGAAGAACAAGAAAGCCAGGAGGAGUCUGGAAGUGAAGGACUUCCCAGUCCACCCGUGGUGGACAACACUUUGCCCAUCAGCUGUUUCUUACCAUGCCCAGUACCCCAGAUGAAAAGACCCACUCAAAUGGGAAUCCCAUUUGGACUGGAAUGGAAUCCAUGGAAUAACUCAAACUUUGUAAACCUGCAUUCUAACUUCUCCAGCAACAUUCUGAUAGGAAAUUCUGGCAUCAUAGCUGGUUCAGGGAUACUAGAGCCCUCUAGUGAUGAUUAUAUGCCUGUUAAAAAGGUUUAAGAAUGAUCAUGUGGUGCCAGUAUAGGUAAAGCUUAACUGUGUUUAUUUCAAGUUUACAGAUUUGUAUAAUUCUGAAGGAAAAUUACAUUCCUAUUAUCCGAGGAAUAGUUUGGUGAAAUAUUUAAUUCACCCAACUUAUAUAACUUGCAGUUUUAGGCUGGCCUUAUAUUGUGUGGUGGACUGGGCCUGGGAAAACUUGUUGUGGGAAUGUAGUAAAUGUUGUUUAUGCCUAACAAGUGUUGAGGUACACACAGUCAGCCUGCUUCAAAUGUCUAAAACCUUGCUGGCAAAGUGUGUCUUUCUCAUGCAAUGGGGCUGUUGUUGACUAGAUAUGUGCCUUAGCAAAAUUGACAGUAAUAUUUGCAAUGCACAAACAAAUCAUCAACAAAACAGGGAAAAGCACUAAAUGUAGAUAAAUGUAGAAGCAGGUGAGGCAUCUUUUAUGGGCAUCAAAAUAUGACAAUGUGUUUCACACAAAAGUUUCACACAAAAGAUUGCAGUAAGUCAAACUAUGUCCUAAACCACAUAGUUUGACAUUGCUGAAGAACUAUUUGCAGGUUGACACGUUCAUUUUAGGGUGAGAAAGUUAUCCAUUAUGUAUUAGCUAUAUUAGCAUAGUCACUCCAGUAUAAAACUAGAGCUGCAAAUAUCAGACAACAAACAUGUCUUGGCUUGUUUGCUACUUGUUUACCAUAGCUACCAGUUAGCAGAAUUUAAGGGCUUAAUUUGGUCAGGUAGAUAAUUGAUCGGUUAUGUUUUUGCCUAUGUAAAAUAAGCCCUUAUUUAUCAGCAGCAACAGUUUACUAUUACAGUUUGUACUUUUGUUGUAAGCUGUUUGCAUUGGUGGAAAUCACACUAUCCACUAUUUUCACCGUUAUUAUAUAUUUUCUUGCUAUAGAUAUUAUUCUGUUUGCCUGAAAUUAGGGAUUUAGCAGUAUAUCUUAAGUUAUUUAAUCUUAUUUCUUAUUAAAAAAGAAUUCCUGUGUAAAAUACCAAUUCUGGUACAACUGGCACUGGUAUUGUUUAUGCCUAUGUACAAAAGUUUGUUUAAUAAUCAUGUAUUCAGAGGAAGCUAAACACCGACAGCCUUAAUGUUUAAUGGAGAGUCAGAAGCAUCACUGCCUCUGUACAGUUUUUUAGUCUGUGUGUCCUUGAGUUUAAGUAUUUGAAAUCUUUUAUUGGAAUGUUUGACUUUUUUUUUUUUAUAUAACUAAACAUUUAUACUACCUGGUCAUAUUGUGUAAUGUGUGUACACGCCUUUAUGUUUUUGCGCUGUGCUGCUAGGAAAGAUAUGAAAACAAUACUAUAGAAGCAGGAGAGUGUGAAAUUUGCAUAGUUAAUCAAGAUUAAGUAUUGUUCUCAUGUGAGACACAGAAAUAAAGACAAAAUGAGAAAGUUUACUUUCACAAA
Molecule: messenger RNA, 7830 nt
Organism: Silurus meridionalis
Lineage: Eukaryota; Metazoa; Chordata; Actinopteri; Siluriformes; Siluridae
Product: interleukin-2 receptor subunit beta
Exons: 11
Coding region: 4810-6420 (536 amino acids)
Biological process (GO): cytokine-mediated signaling pathway; immunoglobulin mediated immune response
Cellular component (GO): external side of plasma membrane; membrane
Molecular function (GO): protein binding; cytokine receptor activity
Source: RefSeq, a predicted model, not a curated record